AUGAACAGGUAUCUUAUCAAUUAAGAUUCCCCCACUGGGUUGUAUCUCUGGCGCCCGUUCUCUCCGGUUCAAGUUCUCGGUCGUUACACCAAAUAACCUAGAUUUUGGCGUUGGUGCAUGCCAAUCAUCUGAGUGUCGAGAUGCCACUUCGAAUCACGUCAUGGAAUGUCAAUGGCAUCAGGUUUGCACCCGCCUAGUUGAGCCUGCGUGCGGAGAUCGCUUGUCUGACCAGCUCCAGAAAUCCAUUCGGGUAUGAGCCAUGGCGCGCAAACCGCACCUAUCAGGCAAUGUUCGACACGCUGGAGGCAGACAUUGUUGUCAUGCAAGAGGCCAAGAUCCAGCGCAAGGAUCUGCAGGAUGACAUGGUCUUGAUUCCAGGAUGGGAUGUCUACUUCAGCCUCCCCAAGCAUAAGAAGGGCUAUUCUGGAGUUGCCAUUUACACUCGUUCUUCCAAGUGCGCUCCCAUCCGCGCCGAGGAAGGCAUCACCGGCAUCCUCUGCCCACCGAACUCCUCCACAACUUUCAGAGACCUUCCAGAAGACCAACAGAUCGGAGGUUAUCCGAGACCAGGACAGCUUUCCGGCGAAGUUGACGAAGCCACACUUGACUCUGAGGGUCGCUGUGUCAUCCUCGAGUUUCCAGCUUUUGUUCUCGUAGGAGUCUACAGCCCAGCAACCCGAGACGAAUCACGAGACGAGUUCCGCCAUGCUUUCACUGAAGCCAUGGAUGUCAGAGUACGCAAUCUCGUCGCGAUGGGAAAGGAGGUGGUUCUUACCGGUGAUCUCAACAUCAUUCGCUCAGAAUUGGACACGGCCGGUCUGGUCGAACAAUUACGAAAGGAAGAAGUGAGUCUUGAUGAUUUCUUCUCCAGUCCGUCCCGCCGCUUUCUCAACCAAAUAGUAUUUGGGGGACGUGUGGUUGGGACAAGAGACGAGGGCCGUGAGGAAGCUGUUCUAUGGGACCUCUGCAGGGAAUUUCAUCCCACCCGUACCGGAAUGUACACUUGCUGGGAUACUCGGAAAAAUUGCAGGCCGGGGAACUUUGGGAGCCGGAUUGAUUACGUUCUCUGCAGCUCUGGAAUCAAGGACUGGUUCAUCGACGCCAACAUCCAGGAGGGUCUUCUCGGUUCUGACCACUGCCCAGUCUAUGCCACCAUGGGCGAUACUGUCAAUCACAACGGCACGACGGUUCCCAUUACCGAUGUCAUGAACCCACCGGGCAUGUUCAAGGACGGCGAACGACAACGAGAGUGGACCAUCAAAGAUGCCCUCCCAACUUCGGCAAAGCUGAUACCAGAAUUUAGCAACCGACGGAGCAUCAAGGACAUGUUCUUCAAGAAGCCUAAAGCGACGAUCAAGCCAACGACAGCAACAGCCAUUCCUGGCAGUCAAGACCCACCUCCUCUCACCAUUACCAUCUCUACGGGCCCUGAGAAAGACUCUUGGGCCCAGGGCGAUCUGGCCUCCUCACAGCCAUCGAGUCAAGUCACAGCACCCCCAAGCUCAGGCAGCACACUUGUGGCCUCUCCACAAAAGCCACCAGUGAAACGCCCAGCAGUCGCUUCCCCUGCUAAAAGACCACAGAAGAAGGGAAAGGUCACACUUGCGAAAGAGCCGUCCAAGACUGGUGCGAGUGCCUCCCAGGGCACGCUGAAAAGCUUCUUCAAGCCCAAGACACCCGUUCCCAGCCCAAGCCAGGAGCCAACUGGCACAGACAACACAGCCUCGGCCACAGCAGACAUUUCUACUGCUUCAGAGUUGCUACCAGCAGAAUUACCCCCUGAAAUCCCAAGCCCCAACCAAUCUUCGAAAGGGAGCGCCGAAAGCUCUGCCAAGGAAACGCCCCUGACGACCGUCCCAACUGACGACAAGGUCUUUGAUCCUAUUGAGAACAAAGCCUCCUGGUCUAAGCUCCUUGGCAAGCGCGUCGUCCCAAAGUGUGAGCAUGGCGAGGAUUGCGUAUCGAGGAUAACGAAGAAGCCGGGGGUCAAUUGUGGCCGGUCCUUCUUCAUGUGCGCCCGUCCCACGGGUCCGUCUGGCAAGAAGGAGGACGGGACGACGGAAUUCUGCUGCAAGACCUUCAUCUGGAGCAGCGAGUGGAAGCCUAGCUCUUCGGCGUCGUUGUCUGGCUAGUGGUCUCAGAACAGUGGUGUUGAUCUGCAUUUUGCUACUCAACGGCUACUUGGGGAUUUUGGAACGGGGAGUUUGGGCGUUGAAUGAUAGGAAAAAGGAUGAUGGGGAUAAUACAUAUUAGCAUGUGGCAUGGCAUCUACCAUGAUCUGGCUAUCUUUUGCGUCACGAGCACGUUGCUUUAGCUUGGGGAAGAAGACAGGCAGUGGGAAGAGAGAAAGAGUUGGCAGACUGAAGGGAAGUGCCAAAGAGGCAGUUGGCCUAGAACAAGGGUAAUCGAGCUACUUGCUUGAUCCAGACGGUAUCAGGCGCUGUCCAUUUUGCCCGUCUAGCUUAGCCCCAAUGACAACUCUUGGUUUGUGCAUGCUCGGGUUUUCCGACAUUGGAUAUGGCCUGCGAGGAAACGGCAGUUUGACAAUGAAGAGUCAGUGUGAGG
This is a messenger RNA of Podospora pseudocomata, 2565 nucleotides long. It is a transcript of the gene APN2, whose product is annotated as DNA-(apurinic or apyrimidinic site) lyase 2. Gene Ontology annotation, molecular function: phosphoric diester hydrolase activity; double-stranded DNA 3'-5' DNA exonuclease activity; zinc ion binding. The transcript has 5 exons. Gene Ontology annotation, cellular component: nucleus. Bases 288 to 2132 code for a protein of 614 amino acids. Lineage: Eukaryota; Fungi; Ascomycota; Sordariomycetes; Sordariales; Podosporaceae. The record is from RefSeq and is a predicted model, not a curated record. Gene Ontology annotation, biological process: base-excision repair.